AUGCUCACGGGGCUGUUUGGUGUCUUAGUGUUCGUGGGUGGCCUCAUCGGCUUUGUGAACUCGGGCAGCGUGAUGUCUUUUGCGUUCGGCCUCGCAUUUGGCCUAAUGCUGGCCGUGGCGGCCUACCUCAUGAAUCACCACACCACGCGCAACAACGGCUACCUCCUGUCCUUGGGCCUGCUUGGUGCUCUGGCGCUGGUGAUGCUGUACCGCUACUCGUUGGCCUUCAAGUUUAUGCCGGCCGGCCUGGUGGCCCUGCUCUCCGGCGCCCUCUUCAUCCACAACCUCAGGCAGCGAACUGCGAGUGUGCGUCACUAG
Messenger RNA from Acanthamoeba castellanii str. Neff, 318 nucleotides. Its product is annotated as transmembrane proteins 14c protein. The coding region runs from base 1 to 318 and encodes 105 amino acids. The transcript is spliced from 2 exons. Lineage: Eukaryota; Discosea; Longamoebia; Acanthamoebidae. The record is from RefSeq and is a predicted model, not a curated record. Gene Ontology annotation, cellular component: membrane.